Molecule: messenger RNA, 3668 nt
Organism: Spodoptera frugiperda (fall armyworm)
Lineage: Eukaryota; Metazoa; Arthropoda; Insecta; Lepidoptera; Noctuidae
Product: hemicentin-1
Exons: 15
Coding region: 396-2324 (642 amino acids)
Biological process (GO): cell-cell adhesion
Cellular component (GO): cell-cell junction
Molecular function (GO): cell adhesion molecule binding
Source: RefSeq, a predicted model, not a curated record
UGGAGUCGGCAGUCGCGCGCCCACCGACUGUGGUUCCGGUGGGGUCGAUCACCACCGCGUAGUGUAUGCGUGCCUUUACACACUACAUUCCGAACUUUACUCGCGUGCACAGUGAACGCUUCGCGCCAAAUUUCGUAUAAGUACGAUAUUUGAAUUUUGACGUUUGUUUUUUUUUUGGACGGAACAUUACUUAAUAAUUUUUUUAAGGACAUAUUAAGGACGAUUUUUGAAAAGUUCUGUGUUUUUUUUGUGAAGUGACUAAUUGUUUGAAAGACGUAUUAAUUAUGUGAAAACAUUUUGGCUGUUAUCAAGUAAAGGAAUUCGUAAACACUUGUGUUGUUAAUAAGUUUUGUAUUUGUGAAAUGGUUUGUGAACAAUAAAAUAUAAAUAUCAAGAUGAAGAUGCGGUGGAACAUUUUAGUACAUUUGUUUAUUUUAUUUGUUUUCGCAACUUGUGUCGAUGCGGUACAGAGGUUCAUUGAGAUGCCGACGUAUACGGAGGUGAAUCCUGGCGAAGAUGCUCUCCUCAAAUGCAGGAUAUCCGACAAGAAAGGCGUUUGUUCAUGGCAAAAGGAUAAUAAGCCAGUGGGAAUAUACCGAGGGAAGUACGAGUGGGCCAACGAGAACAGCCCGGUGGGGGGCGACUGCUCGCUGUGGGUGCGAGCCGCCACGCUGCAGCUCGAUGAUGGACAGUGGCAGUGCCAAGUCACGGCCAGCAACUAUGAUGUGCAGGAUGCCCUCUCAAGUCCACCAGCAGCUUUAGCAGUCCGUGUACCACCACAGUCUCCUCGGAUCCUGUUCAACGGCUCCCACGUGAUGCCAGGCCAGAACAUCACGGUGCCAGCUGGAAACAGGGCCACCGUCGUCUGCGAAGCCAGAUAUGGCAACCCUCCUGCUUACAUCGAGUGGUAUUUGGAAAAAGAACGUCUCACAGCAUGGUCUCAGACCAAUGCGUCUGAGGUGGAAAGGCCGCGGGUGUGGGCAGCUCGGUCAGUGCUAGAGCUGGGAGCCACCAGGUCUGCCCACGGGCGCCAGCUGGCCUGCAGAGCUCAUCAUCCAUCAUACCCGUCUCCAUACUACAGGGACUCUUAUACUAUGCUGGAUGUUACUUUUGUGCCAGUAGUUUCCAUAGUUGGAGGCGACGCUAGUACUCUAGCGAACCUGGAGGAAGGUUCCAGUGCCCUGACUCUGGAGUGUCGAGCUGAUGGUAACCCAAGUCCUUACGUGUGGUGGACCAAGAACGGACAAGUCAUUGCUACGAAUGGAGCUAAAUUGAUACUGGCACCUGUGUCCAGAAAUCAUUCUGGCAUUUACGGCUGUCAAGCAAGGAACUCGCUGGGAACUUCGGAUUCAGUCAAGAUUGAAAUUGACAUCAAAUAUCCUCCUCGAGUGUCGUGGGUAGGACCUGACACAGUAGUGGAAGCGAACCUGUUCUCUCAAGUUACGUUGGAGUGCAAAGCUGAGGGCAACCCUCCUCCAUCCUACACCUGGUAUCAUAGCCCAGCAUCAUCAGCUCGCAUAAACUCCCUGCAAGAUGGCGCCUACCCGAUCUCCAUAACACCACAACUGCAACUGCACAACGUGUCCUACGACCAGCACGGACGGUACACCUGCGUGGCCACCAACCAGAUAGGACUUGAAGACAGGAGUCACCAAUCCGAAGCGGUGACCUUGAACGUGCUGGGCCCGCCAGUGGGCGCAGACACGGGCGCCGCGCACGCGUGGAGCGGGCACGAGGCGCGCGUGGCCGCCACCGUGUGCGCCGACCCGCCGCCGCGCCGGGCCGCCUGGCUCUGGGGCAGUCUUCGGCUUGAUGUACCAUCACAGAUCGGUCGCUACCGCACCAUCGAGCCCGCGACAGACGGGGGCUGCUACCGGUACACGUUGCUGAUCUCCAACACUGGGGUAGCGGACGCUCGAGUCUACGUCCUACACGUGGAGAAUGAGAGAGGUUUCUCCUCUCAUGCUGUCUCUCUCACUGUGCAUGAUAAUUUUUCGCUAACAGAGACUGCACACGUGGCCCCGCUGAUCGCGGCCGCGCUUGUCAUUGCAGCUCUGUUGGUCAUUGUGCUGUGUCUCAUCAUCCGGUGCCGGAGACGGAGAGAAAGCGUCGAAUAUAAGACUGAAGAUUUAGAUAGCGAAAAAGCAGCUCUACCAGCAGACGCGGUGUACACGCCGCGCGAGGCGCCGCGGCCGGCGAUGGUGGGCGGCGCGGGCUCGGUGGCCGGCAUCGCUGGUGGCGCGGCGGCGGGCGCGCGCUACUCGCCGGGCGCGCUGCAGGUGCGGCGCGCCGCCGUGGUGCUGCAGCCCCCCACCACCGUGUGACCCCCGCGCACAGGCAGCUUUAUCGUCGCUGGAGAGAGAAGCCAAAGAGAAUGUAUAUGCGGUAUUAGACCCGCACAUUCAGUACGAAAUAACGAUUAAUAAGCACGGAGAGCCGCCUAAAUAUUUGUCCUUAUCGAAGCCGCUAACCCACCAAAGAACUCACGCCUUCGACCCCCAUAGCAUCACCAAUGAAAUUAAUAAUAAUGACUAUGAUAAAUUCUCUACAUUCAAACCAGGACCGCCAAAAGCAAGAAGAUCCAACAAAAGUAACGAUAGGAACACCAAAAACUAUGUCUGCAAAACUAAUAACGAUAUAGAAUACUCCAAAGACCCUUACUUUGGUAAAGUUAGAAGUACAGAUACAAUAAAUCAAAAUACACAAAAAUACAACGAACACAAAGAUACCAAAAACUAUUCUCGCAUGUACGAGAGGAAUAACUCUGGAAGGAAGGACAAUGACAGAAAGAAACAGGAUGGCUUCGAAAAAGAUUUUCAGAAUAAUAGAAGAUCUUCGAAUCGCAGCUGGAAAGGCACAAAAGAGAAGGAGCGGUCUUUUGAAGAUUAUACAGAAGGGAAUGGGAAACCAGAUACUGAAGAAGAGUUUCGGCCUCGACCAGGGAAGGUCAGGGAAAUAGCUUCGAGGUUCAACAAGUGCAGCACUGGGAACGUAACUUUGAAUAUGAAGAAGGAGAGACCCAGGCCAUUGCAAAGUUACGGUCACCAGCCGUACCUGGACCACGUGUUCCCUGACGCCGUAGAGAUAUAGUGUGUUGAGUGGACAUGACAAGUUAGAUCUCCGUUUAGUUAUUGUGUACUUAAUAAGGACUAGAUUUCUCACUAUACUUAUUUAUUAAAUGUAGUUUUGCCAUAUUCUUCUAGACGUUUCAUGACUGUGUUGUCGAGGAGAUUUUUGAAUACUACUUCAGCAUGUAGUUGUAUAUAGGUCGCUGUUAGAUAGAUGCACUUGAUAGGUAUAUGCACGCGAGGUGCGCCAGCAAAUAGGAUGCGGAUCGUAGAUAUGCCUGCAUUCUUUAUAUCCAUUAAUCUAUUCAUUAAACUAUUAAAAUGAAUUUAAAGAUUAUCCUAAAGAUGUUGAGACAAAACUUUACAAUUUGUAUUAAAUAUUUUUUUGUAUUCAAAAUGACUUUUAUAAUUAUUAUACUUACGAUGUUGCAUUUACCUACUUGUAAAUAGUCUGAUAUUGUAACUUUAAGUUCGUAUUUCUUACUUUCUCCUUUGGAAUUAAGAUUAUAGUUUGUUAUAGAUCAGUUUCUUGUGUGUAUAGUCUUUAUAACUUAUGUUUCGUAUUGUUGAAUUUUAACAGUAUUAAAAGUAUAAUUUACA